GGCAAGAUGUAUCAAGGUCAAAAUGUGGGAUGACUCUCCUUUUUUAUUGAGGCAACUAAAUGGCAUUGGCGAACAAUAUACAAAAAAGUUGGCAGAAAUUGGAAUAAAAACAUUCGAACAAUUAAUAAAAUGUGAAGCAUGGAAAAUUGAAACUGCUUGCAAUCGACAUCCACCAUUUGGACAUAACGUCCGUGAUACGGUUAUGACUUUGCCUAUGAUAAAACUUGACAUAAAUCAUGGAUUUUCCAAAUCCAAAGAAUAUGAUUUAUACGUGGUGAACAUAAAUUUGACAAAUAAAAACAACAAGAAAGUAAUCACCAAACGUUAUGGAAUUAAUUUAAAUGUGACAUUCAUAGCUGUCACCGAAGAUAAUAAUGUAUUAUUAGAUUUUCGACAAGCUGC
This is a messenger RNA of Dentiscutata erythropus, 402 nucleotides long. NCBI's taxonomy places the organism in Eukaryota, Fungi, Glomeromycota, Glomeromycetes, Diversisporales, Gigasporaceae. The record is from the annotation of a GenBank genome assembly.